Molecule: messenger RNA, 702 nt
Organism: Anopheles bellator
Lineage: Eukaryota; Metazoa; Arthropoda; Insecta; Diptera; Culicidae
Product: trypsin-1-like
Exons: 1
Coding region: 1-702 (233 amino acids)
Biological process (GO): proteolysis
Molecular function (GO): serine-type endopeptidase activity
Source: RefSeq, a predicted model, not a curated record
AUGGUUCAGGCGCAAGAUCGCAUGGUCGGUGCAUCUGAUACAACGGUUGAAGAAUACCCGUUCAUGGCGGCCAUCACUUUCCACCGCGAGCUGGUGGGCAACGGAGCAAUCAUAAACAUGAAGUGGAUCCUCACCGCAGCCAUCACAAUCAUCGGCACUCCGGUAUCCGCGUUCGAUGUACGAGUGGGUUCGAGCGACUACAAGAACAACCCGAAAGUGUACCAAGUGAAGCGAAACUACCCGCAUCCCGAGUGGGUAGGAUACGACUACAACAUCGGCUUGGUACUGCUGGCCAAGGAAUUGGACUGCAGCCCAACUGUGCAGCCCAUCCGGCUUACCACCGAGGAUCCCGAGUCGAUCCAGCUGACGAUGGUGUCCUACGGGCAGAACGAGGCAGGAACUUCACAUUUGCAGAAAGCGAACUUUGACAUGACCAGAAGUGCAUCUUGCUACAACAAGCUUGAGGACUUCUUGUCGAAGGAGGUGGUCGAGACGGGAACGGGAUACUGCAUGUCUUCGCCAGACAUAACCAAGAAAGGGCACUACUACACGGAUCUCGGAGCUCCGGCCAUCACCAAAAAUAAGCUGUACGCUCUGUUUUCAUUUUCGGAACACUCCGGAGGCAUCACCGAAGUUGCCGUAGCUACUCGUGUCUUUCCCUACAUCGACUUCAUCUCCCAAACGACGAAUCGAUUCAGUUAA